Molecule: messenger RNA, 993 nt
Organism: Drosophila takahashii
Lineage: Eukaryota; Metazoa; Arthropoda; Insecta; Diptera; Drosophilidae
Source: RefSeq, a predicted model, not a curated record
AGACGCGCCUGGCCACCGGAGGAUGAAAUGCAGCCACCCACGCGAGCCACCAAACGGUUGUUCACGCCUGACAUCAAGAGGAUGCUCAAGGACUGGCUGAUUCGGCGGCGGGAGAACCCCUAUCCCAGCAGGGAGGAGAAGAAGCAGCUUGCCGCGGAGACCGGUCUGACCUACACCCAGAUCUGCAACUGGUUCGCCAACUGGCGCAGAAAGCUCAAGAACUCGGAGCGGGAGAAGGCCAAGAAGUCGUGGGGCCAUCUGAUCAAGAACUACAACCACAAUGCGAGGGGCAAUGUGGAGCAGUUCAGCAUCUCGUCGGAGGAUAGUAUUUGGGAAGAGGAGAUGCACUCGUGCCCAGCGGAGGACGACGAGGGCGACGACGACGACGAGUUGUCCAGCCACAGCACGGGCAGCGAUGGGAAUGCCAACAACGAAUCCUCCUCCCAGUAUAAGCCCAACUUUUAUGUCGAAUCUGCGGACUUAUCCGAACGCAUACCCACUUUGACCGAAGUUCAGAUGGGAGGCAGGGCCAAGUACAAGCACCAGAUGAUGGAAAAGUACCUGCGGGACAGUUCCACGGCGGAGGCGGCCAGUCAUCCGGGCACUCAGCUCAACAAGUGGCUGGAAAGUGCCGCCAAAUUCACGCCGAAUAGGAACAACUAUCACAUCGAGUGGAGUACAAGCAGGUAAGGCAGUUCAUGUCUGCUAUUUGCCAUCGUGAUAACAAAUUCCCUUUAUUUCAGGCAGAAAAGCACUAGUGAUGCGACGGCUCGCGGUGACCGCUGGGUGCUUCAUCACAAGGACGAACUGGACGCUGCCGAGGCCCUGGCCAACCUCGCCUUCAACUGCAGGCAGCGCUGGAAUCACACUAUCAGUUCCUGAGCGGCACCACCAAAGACUCCACAACUGACGCCAUCAUUCCAGCAGAAGUUCUAGGCCCCGUUGGAAAAGCGAAAUCUAGUCAUAUGGGCUUUGUCUGGUUUUCAUUUUCAA